AUGGCGGACGAGCAACCCCUCGCGAGGCGCAGCAGCGUCCUCAAGUCAGUCUUUGUCUGUUUGUUCAUCAUGUCGGGCUCGUUGCUCUUCGGCAUUGACAGCGGUGAAAUUGGAGGAUUCAUGGCCAUGGAAAGCUUUUUGAAAGAUUUUGGAUACUAUGACCAGGCGACCCAAGCAUACAAUAUUGCCGCACACAUCCAACUUGCUUUGAACGGCAUGCUCUUCACAGGCUGUAUCUUAGCGAGUAUCUCGGCAGGUUAUAUUGGAACAAAAUAUGGCCGUCGAGUCGGCCUGUUCUGUACCGGAUUGGUCUCUAUCAUUGGCGUUGUAUUCCAAGUCUCGUCAGCCCAUCUGGGCACCCUCUAUGUCGGUCGUAUCUUCACUGGAGCCGGAGUCGGGUUUGCCUCCAACUUCGUCCCGACCUAUAACGCCGAAGUCUCACCGACGCAUCUUCGUGGCAUGAUGAUCGGCUUGUAUCAGACUGGCGUCAACAUCGGACAAGUUAUCGGGACUUGCAUAAACGAAGGGACACAUAAUAUGUCUUCGAGAUGGGCGUAUCGGAUUCCGUUGAUGACACAACUAUUUUUCCCCAUCGUCCUGUGCUCCUUCGUGUGGCUGUUCCCAGAGACACCUCGUUGGCUUCUAUCCACGAACAAGCAUGAAGCUGCCGCCAGAGCAGUCCGACGAUUGCGUGGGAAAUCGUACCCUCAAGAUCAAAUCACCGAGGACAUUGAUGAGAUCGCGAAACACAUUGAAGCGGAGAGACUGCUGGAGUCGUCAGGCUCCCUCUUCGAUAUCUUUCGAGGCUCGGAUCUCCGAAGAACACACAUUGCUUGUGGAACCGUUGUGUGGCAAGUGUUGAGCGGCAUCUCCUUCAUCAAUGGCUAUGGAACCUACUUCUUUACCGUAUCGGGAAUCAGCAGCCCGUUCGUCAUAAGCAUCAUUUCGCAAGUCUGCCAGCUGGCAGGACUCAUUCUGAUGUUUCCUUCUCUGCAAUACAUGGGGCGGAGAACCAUCUUGCUCUGGGGAGGCGCAGGACAGACGGUUUGUAUGUUCUUGUUCGCCAUCGUUGGCACCGCAGCUCCAGGGAGCGUAGCUGCUGCUCGUUGUCUGGUCGCCUUCACUUGUCUGUAUGGAUUCUUCUUCACCUGGUCGUGGGGUCCAGUCGGGUGGAUUGUGACGUCGGAAGUUGCUUCAAACACGUUGAGGUCAAAGACUCAAGGAUUGGCAUCAGCCGCAAGCUGGCUGGGCACCUUGGUUGUUUCCCUCUCCGUGCCUUAUCUCAUUAACACCGAUGAAGCCAAUCUCGGAGCAAAGGUGGGAUUCAUCUUCGGCGCUCUCUGCCUUCUAGGCUUCCUCUGGGCAUACCGGUAUUUGCCAGAGACCAAAGGUCGAAGUUUAGAGGAGCUUGAUGAGCUCUUCAUGAACGUGAGUUGA
Capronia epimyces CBS 606.96 is the source of this 1437-nucleotide messenger RNA. RefSeq lists its product as uncharacterized. Lineage: Eukaryota; Fungi; Ascomycota; Eurotiomycetes; Chaetothyriales; Herpotrichiellaceae. Gene Ontology annotation, biological process: carbohydrate transport; transmembrane transport. Gene Ontology annotation, molecular function: carbohydrate:proton symporter activity. Gene Ontology annotation, cellular component: membrane. The transcript has 6 exons. The coding region runs from base 1 to 1437 and encodes 478 amino acids. The record is from RefSeq and is a predicted model, not a curated record.